AUGCGCCGAACACGAUCCGUCAAAGUCCUCUACUUCUCCCUCAUCCCUCGCGCCAAACCUUUCACAAAGAGUAUCCCUUACUACGAAGGGGAGGUUAGCUUCCGAAGCCUUUUGAAUGGCCAUCCCUCUAUCCCGAUACACACGACCAUCGUCACCAUCAAAGCCGACAACAAAUUCUAUAUCUAUCGGCUCGACUACCGUUUCGACUCGAUCUUCCUGACCAACACCGCUCUCCUCAAGCUCGACCACACUAUGCCGUUCCUCGGGGACAUGGUUGUUACAUGUAUGGGUGACCGAAACAAAGUGGUCAAUAUGGCGACCCGCCGCCAAAGGGACUACGCUGUAAAAGCCGUCCGAGACUUCCUUUCCCACUACCAGGAACGGGGUCGAAUCCCCACCAGUAUCUUUCGCAUCCAUAGCUGA
Messenger RNA from Coprinopsis cinerea okayama7#130, 423 nucleotides. RefSeq lists its product as hypothetical. NCBI's taxonomy places the organism in Eukaryota, Fungi, Basidiomycota, Agaricomycetes, Agaricales, Psathyrellaceae. Bases 1 to 423 code for a protein of 140 amino acids. The transcript has 2 exons. The record is from RefSeq and is a predicted model, not a curated record.